AUUAGAUUUAGGAAGCGAUCGAAUAUUAUGUUGUCAGUGAUCACCCUCAAAAGAAGGAGGAUUAAGAAGGCGGAUCUGAAAAGUCAGGGAGGGGAAAGGCAGAGCUCUCUUCCCAAUCCCCUCAAUGCAUAGUCACUCCCAUCUCCCUGCCCUGCUUCUAUCAUAUGCACGGUGAGAGGGUGCAGAUCGUAGAAGGCAGGGAGCAGCAGACGGUGAAUGAUGAUGAUGGUGUCUGAAUCCCCGGGAAGUGUUGGCAGUAGGAAGAAGAUAGGUCUAUCUUUGUUGGAAGAGGCUCGAUCCCGCUACGAGAGCCUCCAGAUCUCUGAUGACCUAUUCGGGGAGUCAGGAGAAGACAGCAGCGGUAACCCGUUUUAUAGUACCUCUCCAGACUCCAGAUCUUCAAGCAAAGGCGGUUCCUCUGAGGAUGAUGAUGAUGGGGGUUGUAGAGAGGACCAACCUAGCUUCAUGGAAGGUGAUGUAGAUACCUACUUAACAUCCAGGCCAGAGGCAUCUGAUUUAAAAUUAGGAAAACACAACAAACCUCCAGGAAGAAGCAGAUCAAAGAGGAAGGGGAAAGCUGAAGAUGUAGUGUCACCUGCUGCCAAUGCUAAAGAUAUCCCACAGGAUGAAGGUGAAAGGGGUGAGGUGCCUAGCCAGAAGGCACAAGCAAGGCUUGGAGAAGACCUGAAGGAGGAGGAGGGAUGGUCACACACCCUUCAAGAUGUAUCCUCCCCUAGCUUCAAGGAGACAAGCGGUUCUCAGGAAACCCCAGCUAAAAAGGAUUAUACCUACAGCUCAUGGUACAUUAGCAUGAUCAAUUAG
Molecule: messenger RNA, 822 nt
Organism: Nanorana parkeri
Lineage: Eukaryota; Metazoa; Chordata; Amphibia; Anura; Dicroglossidae
Exons: 3
Coding region: 217-822 (201 amino acids)
Biological process (GO): non-replicative DNA transposition
Cellular component (GO): nucleus
Molecular function (GO): transposase activity
Source: RefSeq, a predicted model, not a curated record